UAUUAAUUUGUACUUAAAAGUUAAUUAAUCACUCUCUAUGCAUUGAAAAUUAGUUAAUGGCACUUAAUUUUACAUACUCUACAACCUUUUUUUUUUUUUUUUUUUUUUUUGAGGACUUAUACAGAGCAUUUGGGUAGCAUUUCAAAGACUACCAAUUAAAAAUCAACUGUCAAUUUCUUCUCUGUACACAAUUGCAUGCAUUUUUAGUGGGCAUAAACUUGUGCAUUCUUUGUAUGUACCAUUUUACCAUAUCAUUUCGCGAAACUUGAUUUGCAUUAAUAAAUAUAUUACCCGUUUUUCCGCAUCACUCUCAAAAUAUACUUGUUGCACCCCUAUAUUCCUAUAACAUGGAAAUCCAUGUUGUAUUGAUAGGAGUUUACACAACAUAUAUGCAAAAAUACCAGAACAUGUUUUAGUCCAAAAAAAGAACAGUUUUUGUAGAAAAUGGAAUUGGAGCAGCAAAACAAUACACUUAGCAAUGAGAAUUUUACUACAAGUAGAGUAUGGGAAGAAUUGAAGGAGUUGUGGAAAUUAGCAGGGCCUACGAUUAUAACGGCAGUCUCGCAGUACUCGUUAGAGUUCGUAACGGCGGCGUACGCUGGGCAUUUGGGCACCCUUGAGCUUGCAGCUGUGUCUAUCGUUCAGAAUGUUAUUAAAGGUUUUGUCUACGGCCUCAUGCUUGGGAUGGGGAGUGCUCUAGAGACAUUAUGUGGACAAGCAGUAGGCGCAGGACAGUUCAAUAUGCUUGGAAUUUACAUGCAAAGAUCAUGGAUUAUUACUCUAACUACUGCCCUGCUUCUAACACCAGUAUACAUCUUUACUUCGCCGAUACUAAAGCUCCUUCGACAAGACAAACAUAUUUCGGAACUUGCAGGAAAAUACGCGUUGUGGUCUAUUCCUCAAAUGUUUGGAUAUGCCUUAAACUUCCCUAUUCAGAAGUUCCUCCAAUCUCAGAGUAAAGUCAGGGUGACAACGAUUAUGUCGUUAUCUGUUUUGGGAGUACAUGCAUUGUUGAAUUGGGUUGUAGUAAUGAAGUUUUCACAUGGGUUGUUAGGUGCUGCAAUGGUUGGGAAUCUGUCUUGGUUUCUCCUCAUUUUUGGGCAGCUUAUCUAUAUUAUGUCAGGAUUUUUCCCUGAUUCUUGGACUGGUUUUUCGUUGUUGGCUUUCUCUUUGAAGGGUUUCAUUAAGCUCACACUAGCCUCGGCUAUAAUGCUAUGCUUGGAGCUGUGGUAUUUCACAAUUAUAAUCCUCAUGGUGGGGUGGUUAAAGGAUCCAGAAGUUGCAGUUGAUGCCGUUUCAACAUGUAUGAAUUUGGAUGUCUGGACUCUAAUGAUUGCUCUAGGCUUUAAUGCAGCAGUCAGCGUGAGAGUAUCUAACGAGUUAGGAGCAGGACACCCCAAGGUUGCUAAAUUUGCUGUUCUAAUGGCAAUUUUGACAUCAGCAAUAAUAGGGACCAUUUUCACAGUCAUGAUCAUAUCAUUGAAGGACCAGUUUCCGAAGUUGUUUUCUGACAAGCCGCCUGUCAUAUAUGAGGCUUCGAAGCUUGGUUAUUUACUUGCAGCUACCAUCUUUGUUAAUAGCAUCCAGAUAGUUCUUCAAGGUGUUGCAGUUGGGGCCGGAUGGCAAUCCUUGGUCGCGUUUAUAACCACUGGCUGCUACUACUUAGUCGGGCUACCAGUUUGUGUUCUUCUUGGUUACAAAUUUAAGCUUGGUGCUCAUGGACUUUGGGCAGGAUUGCUAAUUGGUGUUUUACUUCAAACCGCGAUUUUGCUACUCAUUGCAUGGAGGACUAAUUGGAAUAAAGAAGCCAAUCAAGCGAAGAAACGAAUGAGAGCAUGGGGUGGCUCUACUGAUUCUAUGUCAACAUAAAUAGCUCAUUUAGAAUAGGUUUAACUCUAGAAUUGUAACCCGGAAACUUUUUUCUUAUGAAAUACAAAUAAAUACUUCUUAUAUUACUUAAUAUCAUAAUGGUAUGUCGCAGAAGCCAUCUUAUCUCUAUUUGCAGCAAUAAUGGUAUGUGCUGCUUAAUAUCAUAAACAUUCAAAUGAGAAACUCAGAUUCUAGCCUAGCAGU
Chenopodium quinoa (quinoa) is the source of this 2073-nucleotide messenger RNA. RefSeq names its product protein DETOXIFICATION 33-like. Gene Ontology annotation, biological process: xenobiotic detoxification by transmembrane export across the plasma membrane. Gene Ontology annotation, molecular function: antiporter activity; xenobiotic transmembrane transporter activity. NCBI's taxonomy places the organism in Eukaryota, Viridiplantae, Streptophyta, Magnoliopsida, Caryophyllales, Amaranthaceae. The record is from RefSeq and is a predicted model, not a curated record. Gene Ontology annotation, cellular component: membrane. Bases 445 to 1869 code for a protein of 474 amino acids. The transcript has 7 exons.